This is a messenger RNA of Rhopilema esculentum, 2939 nucleotides long. The record is from RefSeq and is a predicted model, not a curated record. NCBI's taxonomy places the organism in Eukaryota, Metazoa, Cnidaria, Scyphozoa, Rhizostomeae, Rhizostomatidae.
UCAAUUUUGCGUAAAACACGUUUCACGUCUUCCCUAAUUAGCAGUCUUUAGAGUGCAAAUCAAGUGACGGUCGAAUAUCAGGCGACAGUCAUGAAGACGCUGUUGCUGCUGGCACUUGCAUCUCUGUUGUUUCAAGCAUCUCAAGUUCUUGGAAAGGAUUCAGCAAGUAGUGAUGUUAACAUUAAAACCAUCUGUAAAGAUUUCAUAAACAGCCAUCAAAUAAAAGGUGAUGAGAAGUUUGUGGAAUUUAGAAAGAAACUCAUUGACAACAGGUUUCUUUCUGCCGUUGAUUCUGGUGACAAUGCUAUAGAACAUCUGUGCCGUGGUCAAACACGUCAAUCGAAAACAGAGGUUAAGAAAUAUAAUCCCGAAAUUCUACGGAAUGAUAUUAUCAAAUUUCAUCCUCUAAUGCGCCAAUGGAACCAUCUGGAUCAAAAUGCCAAAAAAUAUUUGUCUGUUUUUUUGGUUAAUGGGGAGCCUGGAAUUGAAGACGUUUUGAUAGGACCGGCGGCAGAAGGUCUUCGAAACAAAAUCGAACGAGACUGCAUGAGUCAACCACGAGAUGAAAUAUUCUGUGAACAUUUACCAGAACUGAUGAACAUGGCUGACACAUAUAUGAAGGUAAAAGAUGAUAGAAGAAGCACUGAGAAAUGGAAUGCUUAUCGCAUCCACUUUCUCGUCCUGGGAUACAACGACCCCGAACUAUUCAGGGUAGCAGGGCCAGGAAUCGACAAAAGGAUUCAGAAACUGGUCUUUGAUAAUUUGAAAACAUUCUUUAGAUGUGUUAGAAACGAACAAAUGAAGCCACUGACAGAGCUCAUAUCUCUGUCACCAGAUUUAACAACGAUAAAAGAAGGUUGUGGAGCUAAUGUCGGCAACCAGUCUGACCAAACAAAGAACCUCUGCACCCUCUUCAGAGUAGUUGCUCAGAUAAGGCUUUUCCUCAAGUCUCGAGUUGCGUCUGAUCAUGGACACGUGACAAAAAUCCUUAAUACCAGGAUUGAUUAUAAAACAUUUUUAGAGCUAACUGAAGUUGACAGAAUAUUGCAUAUUGUCGAAGACAAAGAAAAUUCCCUUCCCCCACUGUUUAGUUGGCUUAACAGCGAAGUCACUAAAACAAUCAACGACAGAUUUAAAGGCGUCAGAACGUAUUUCCAAAAGGUUGAAAGCUUCAACAGAGAUAAAGCACGUGCUGAUGUAGAUUUCGUUAAUGGAAGGUUAGAAUUGUUUAGGAAAAGUGUUUCGACACUGAGUAAAGAAUUAGGGACAAACACUGAUGACCUCAUAAAUGGAGCAAUCACGGCUAUCACCCUGGAGAUAGCUGAAGAUACCGUUCAAGUUGGUCUAGCUACUGCUGUGGCAUUAAAUCCUCUUGAGAAGCUCUUCGAAGGGACAAGCGCGGGUGAUCUUAUGGAUCGCAGUGCCAAACUGCUCGAUUCAAUGACUAAAGCAGGCGAGCUUGUCCAUGUAAAACGCUCUUUUGAUCGACUAACAAAAAAGACCGUUGAAAUAUCAGGCAAGUUUCAAGAUAAUGCCAAAUUUCUUGAGUCUGUAAAAAAAAUCGUCGAUAAUAUUGGAAAUGAAGAGUCAUCCUCCAUUUUUCAAUCAGAGAAGCAAAAAUUCAUUAGAGACUAUACGGCCUAUGAUCCGAAGGUUACUAGGCCAGAGUUGACAGCCAUGACAGCAACCUGGACUGACCUUAUUGAAGCCACCUGUGAUGUUAUUAUGAAUACGGAAGCGCUGAUUGCUGGAACAGACAAGUUAACUGUAAGGGCGUCUGACUUAUGUCCCAAAACAAAGUUGCUUGCAGAGAGAAUGAUCGAAACCUAUGCAGAGAUAUACGAUUUUCAGUUUGAGCUCAUUGAGGCACUAGCGACUUAUAUGAGGGCUGCUACAUCCAUUGAUGCCGCUUCAAGCAUAACAGCCGGGUACGAGCAGCUCCCUGCUGGGCAGAAUUCAAGCAACAAUGCUGUCAACAAAUUGAGAGUUGUGGGCUUGACUUCCUAUAUAUCGUAUAAGAUCAACAUUUGGCAGGCUACAGAGGCAUACUGCGACAUUUUGGAGUAUAAAGAAGGCGGAACAAGGCCCAAUCUUUGUCAAGGGUUAAACACGAAUAUUGCUACUCUUGUCUCUCGUCAAGUAAGACCUUGCCAGGAAAAAGUAGGAUUUAGGGAAGUACCAAUCAGUGCAGCAACAGAAGCUGACAAAGCUUACCUCAACAUAUCUAAUUUGUAUGCUGCCAAGCAAGUAAGGUUCAAAAUCCCAAAUAGCGACUGGUUGGUGGAGAAUCAGUGGAUUGACAGAGGGGAUAAGAAUUCUGUUAUCACGGUAAAGAAGUUUGAAAUUUUCUUGCCAACUAUGAGUGGAAUACGAAAGAGAGUCAAUGUUGAAGCAAAAUCAGAGGGGAGGAACCAACUGGUGCCGAAUGGCAAAACAUAUACGAUCAUCCCAAGCAAGAAUUUGAAGUUUGAAUACCUCGAGGGUGGUAGCAAUGAAGGUUGCCGACAAGAAACGUUUCAAAAUCCUUAUGAUACAUCAAAGCCCGAAAUCUGUCCGGUGAAUAUGGAGGAAGAUAGAUGUCUGGAUCUCUUGGAGAAAACAGCUUUGUAUCCCUCUGUCUAUGCCGACUGGAAAGUGUCUAUCUCUGGUUAUGAAUCAGAUGCAGUUCCACAAUUGGCCAGCGAUUUCAAAUUGAAAGUUGGAAUUACACUCUGUGUCGCAAAUGGUUCCAACAAAAAGAAGAAAAAGAAAACGCUUAGAAGCCUAAAGAAAAAGGCAAAAAGAAGCAAAGCUGCUUAAGUAACUUUCAUUGCAUGAAAUUUGCAAAAAUAAUGAUCUUCUAUCCUUUUGAUUCAUGCUCAAUCUGCCUACGAAAAUUGAUUGUGCUUCAUUUGAAAAGAAAGUUGAUUCAAAUAAUUAUAAAACUAUUUUGAAGCCGA